This is a messenger RNA of Pteronotus mesoamericanus, 2025 nucleotides long. It is a transcript of the gene CERCAM, whose product is annotated as cerebral endothelial cell adhesion molecule. NCBI's taxonomy places the organism in Eukaryota, Metazoa, Chordata, Mammalia, Chiroptera, Mormoopidae. Bases 1 to 1788 code for a protein of 595 amino acids. The record is from RefSeq and is a predicted model, not a curated record. The transcript is spliced from 13 exons.
AUGCGCGCUGCCCGCGCCACCCUGCUGCUCCAGCUGCUGCUCCUGCUGGAGCCGCGGCUCCAGGUCAGGGGCGUCGCUGAGCCGCCGCCGCCCGUCGUGGUCAUUGCCAUCCUGGCGCGCAAUGCCGAGCACUCGCUGCCCCACUACCUGGGAGCUCUGGAGCGGCUGGACUACCCCCGGGCCAGGCUGGCCCUCUGGUGUGCCACGGACCACAACAUGGACAGCACCAUGGAGAUGCUGCAGGAGUGGCUGGCCGCUGUGGGUGACGACUACGCAGCCGUGCUCUGGAGGCCCGAGGGGGAGCCCAGGCCCUACCCAGACGAAGGAGGCCCCAAGCACUGGACUAAAGAGAGGCACCAGUUUCUGAUGGAGCUGAAGCAGGAAGCCCUGACCUUUGCCAGGGGCUUGAGGGCCGACUAUAUCUUGUUUGCAGAUACAGACAACAUUCUGACCAACAACCAGACACUGCGGCUUCUGAUAGAGCAGGGGCUGCCCGUGGUGGCCCCGAUGCUGGACUCUCAGACCUACUACUCCAACUUCUGGUGUGGGAUUACGCCACAGGGCUACUACCGCCGCACAGCCGAGUACUUCCCCACCAAGAACCGCCAGCGCCGGGGCUGCUUCCGGGUCCCCAUGGUCCACUCCACCUUCCUGGUGUCCCUGCAGGCGGAGGGGGCAGCCCAGCUCGCCUUCUACCCCCCUCACCCCAACUACACCUGGCCUUUUGAUGACAUCAUUGUCUUCGCCUACUCCUGUCAGGCUGCUGGGGUCUCAGUACACGUGUGCAAUGAGCACCGCUAUGGGUACAUGAACGUGCCUGUGAAAUCCCACCAGGACCUGGAGGACGAGAGGGUCAACUUCAUCCACCUGAUCCUGGAAGCGCUAGUGGAUGGGCCCCCUAUGUGGGCUUCAGCUCACGUGACCCGGCCCCCGAAGAGGCCCACCAAGAUGGGGUUUGAUGAGGUCUUCGUCAUCAGCCUGGCCCGCAGGCCCGACCGCCGGGAGCGCAUGCUGAGCUCGCUCUGGGAAAUGGAGGUCUCCGGGCGGGUGGUGGACGCUGUGGAUGGCCGGACACUCAACAGCAGUAUCAUGAGGAGCCUCGGCGUGGACCUGCUUCCUGGCUACCAGGACCCCUACUCAGGCCGCACGCUGACCAAGGGCGAGGUGGGCUGCUUCCUGAGCCACUACUCCAUUUGGGAGGAGGUGGUUGCCAGGGGCCUGGCCCAUGUCGUGGUGUUCGAGGACGACGUGCGCUUCAAGAGCAACUUUAAGGGGCGUUUGGAGAGGCUGAUGGAGGAUGUGGAGGCAGAGAAACUUCCAUGGGACCUGAUCUACCUCGGCCGGAAGCAGGUGAACCCUGAGGAGGAGGUGGCCGUGGAGGGGCUGCCAGGCCUGGUUGUGGCCGGCUACUCCUACUGGACACUGGCCUAUGUCCUGAGCCUGGCGGGCGCCCGCAAGCUGCUGGCCUCCCAGCCCCUGCACCGGAUGCUGCCCGUGGACGAGUUCCUGCCCAUCAUGUUUGACCAGCACCCCAACGAGCAGUACAAAGCGCACUUCUGGCCUCGGGACCUGCGGGCCUUCUCCGCCCAGCCCCUGCUUGCCGAGCCCACUCACUACGCGGGGGACACCGAGUGGCUCAGUGACACGGAGACAUCCUCACCCUGGGACGACGACAGUGGCCGCCUCAUCAGCUGGAGCGGCUCUCACAAGACCCUUCGAGGCCCCCGCCUGGACCUGGCCGGCAGCAGAGGGCACAGCCUCCGUCCCCACCCCAGGGAUGAGCUGUAGGUCCCGGUGGUGACUCCAAAGGAGUACCUAGGAGGAGGCCAAAGCUGUCCCGGGAGCAGAGUUGAAGACUGGUAGCAGGAGCCACCACCAGGAACCAUAGAGCCAUUAGAGACCUGGCUGCCACCUGAGGCAUGGCCACUUUGCGCUCUGGUGCCAUCUUUCAUUGGGAGAAACCAGAGAUGGGUCCCCUUCUCCAAGGUCUUGUAGUGGAAGGGCAGGGCUCACAAGCCCUCUUAA